GGUCAUUGUCGUAAGUCUUGUGUGUGCCAUCGGUCGAGUUGAUCCGUUAGCAUAACACACCUAGGAGUGUGGAUUAGCUUAGAUAAUUAAGCUUUCAAGAAGGCCACCGUUGUAGUAUUUAUUCACUGGGCACUGGUCAGUGGAUCAUUUCGUCUGGACUAACCACCAGGUGUCCCACAGGUUACUUGUCUUGCGUGUUUUGACCCAUCACCAUGAGCGCCGCCUUCCGUUACUCUCGGUCCUACGUUGGCCCGGUCAAGGCCUGCAUCCUGGACUGGAGCGGCACCACCAUUGACAAGUACGUGCUGGCCCCGGCUGUGGUGUUCGUGGAAGUCUUCAAGAAACACAAGGUCCCCAUUAGCAUGCAAGAGUCCAGGCUGCCCAUGGGCCUCCGUAAGGACUUGCACAUUAAGGCUAUCACUGAGAUUCCUGAGGUCAGGCAGAGGUGGAAGGAGGUCCAUGGAAAAUUCCCAGACCAGAGCUCAGUGGAUGCAAUGUUCAAGGACUUUGUCCCCAUGCAGAUUGCAGUUCUGAACAAGUACUCUGAGCUCAUUCCUGGGGCAGCUGAAGCUGUGAGGACCCUGAAAAAAGAGUUUGGACUGAAGAUUGGUGUCACAACUGGCUUCACCAGGAGCAUGGUGGAUGUGUUACUGGAGGCAGCCAAGAAGCAAGGAUAUGAACCAGAUGUGAAUGUAGCUGGAGAUGAAGUAAUCCAUGGUGCAAGACCCAACCCAUUUAUGGUUUAUCGCAAUCUUGACCUGCUCAAUAUACCAAAUAUACACUCUGUAGUCAAGGUAGAUGAUACUGUAUCAGGUGUAGGGGAAGCUUUGUCUGCAGGGUGCUGGGGGGUCGGUGUGGCAAGACACAGCAAUUACAUGGACAUAAAUACCCUGGAGGAGGACACACAGCUGUCUGCUGAGGACAUCCAAAAGCGCCUGGCCAAGUCUCGGGACAUUCUCGUCAAGUGCGGAGCUCACUAUGUCAUCGACACCAUCGCGGAGCUGCCAUCUGUGGUCGAGGACAUAAACGCCCGUCUGGCAAGAGGAGAAAAGCCUUAGGAACUAUUGUCAUAGAAAUGGAUACACUGUAGGGCUGUUCAUCAUUUUGUGUGUUUUGAAUGCAUAUGACUGUGAUAGUGAUGUGUAAUAGAUUGCUGUCCGGUGACCAAUUUCAUUCCUGUAAAUCUUUAUUUAUAAGAUACUCUUGUGAUUAGAGUAAUGGCAUUGUCAAUGAUUAAAUGUUGUUAUCAGUGAUUUUUUUUUUACAAGGUUCAUUUUUUUUUCUCCAUUUCAGAGCAAUGCUUAUUCAUUGCUGGUUAAGUAGAUAGAUCUAUGUGUAAUUUUUUUUUUACAAUUGCAAUCUCUAAAACUUGUCAUAAGGUCUAACUCAAUCAUCUAGUCUUUAAAUUUGUCUCACUCUGUUAUUGUAUUCCUUUGUUAUUGUCAUAAGACCAUGUAUCUUUUUGUAUUGUCAGAACUGGAUAUUACUGAGCUGAUAUUAAUUUCAUUAAAAAUAUAAUUUUAUUGUA
Messenger RNA from Biomphalaria glabrata, 1528 nucleotides. Its product is annotated as phosphonoacetaldehyde hydrolase-like. Gene Ontology annotation, molecular function: phosphoglycolate phosphatase activity; phosphonoacetaldehyde hydrolase activity. Lineage: Eukaryota; Metazoa; Mollusca; Gastropoda; Planorbidae. Gene Ontology annotation, cellular component: cytosol. Bases 213 to 1058 code for a protein of 281 amino acids. Gene Ontology annotation, biological process: DNA repair; dephosphorylation; organic phosphonate catabolic process. The transcript is spliced from 5 exons. The record is from RefSeq and is a predicted model, not a curated record.